CGAGUGGUCACUCGCCACUGUCCCCCACCUCACUGAGCUCUGCCUCCAGCAUAUCGUUCACAAUUUUGAAAACUCACUUGCCUCAACCAUGGCCAGGACUGUGGAGCUGCUGUUUCCUUCUCUGGAUUCAUGCACGCGUUACAGUAGGACUCAAGGAUGGAGCCCCAUUGUGCUGAGUGCUGUACAAAGAGAUGGGGAAUUGCUCCCUGCUCGGAGGAGCUAGCAUCUCAGAAUACAUAUUGUACUCACAGCCUCAGGUCUUCUCCACGGCUUUUGGUGGUGAUGUGACAAGUUAUAUCCUCAGGCAGGGAAUGUGCUUUUGAAGCAGGUGGACUGAUGAAACAUAGCAAAACAGAGAAAGCAUGUCUUAUCUGGGAACUGACUGGAAGGGGGAAAGGAAGGGCCUACCUGUCUUUUUGGCUGACUCAGUGAAGUGGCAGCAAAGACCAAAAACCAAAGAUAGGUCUAAGGCUAUGUCCACAUUGGGACCGUAAGACAGUACAGAGGAGCUCAGUGCUGCCUUAUGCCAGGAGCUGAUGGUACUUGGGGAUCUGAGCAGGGACACCCUUGCAGUCCUACGAGCCUGGUCAUUCAGUCCAAUGCCAAAUGGAUUGUACCUAUGUUGUGUGCACAUAAAAGCAGUGUGCUCAGUGUCUUGGGGACCCUCGUGCCAUUACCUGAGCUGUGCGGCUGUAUCUUGCCCACUGCUGUGGCCUGAGUGAGCCCAAGUGAAGCUAGCCCAGUUCUGCUCAUACAUGUCCCACCUCUGCUUGUUGUUGUGGGACUUUGUAGAGGUCACUGCAGUGCCAGCUGUAGGACACUUGGAGAACAGACUCCAGGAAGAGGCUGUGGUAGAACUCUGGGUGUCCUUAGGAAGGAAAUGCCACAGAGACAGCAAAUAUAAAGCUAACCCCACUUUGUGUCUCAAAAUCUGAUUUCCCAUGCACAGAUAGGCCUCUCCACUGAUGAUUUCUGUUACUCAACACUACUGUGCACAUGUCACCAAGCAUUCAUGGUAUGAGUAUGCACGGCUUUUCUCUGGCAUUUCUUACCACAAAGAACCCCCACCAGGCAGAAGCCAGCUGAGACUUAGGGUGAGCAUCAGGAAAGAGACUGAGGGGAGAAAGCUCCUGGGAAAAGACAACUUUUAUUUAAACAUGGUGGACCUAAAGGCUAAGAGUGUGUCUCAGUGGAAAGGAACAGGAAUCAAUUUGGGGUAAGACAGACACCUGAGUUAAGAUAAAAAGGCACGAGGACUUGCGUGAAAAGCACACAGACAGUUGUUCUCAAAUAUUGUCUUUCAAUAUGCUUAGAAACCAAACGGAGAAAGUUUAGCAAAUGACAAGCCAAGCUCUCCCAUUGCUGUAAGGGUGAAUUAGCUCUCUUGGGAGCAGAAGUCCUGCUCUGAAUAUAAACUGCAUUCAAACUAAAUUUAAACUGGGAGCUAAGUUUCUGAUGCAGUUCCCAAAUAUUAUGGAAGUAAACCAAAUUACGCUGAUGUUUUAUUGUAAAAGUUAGAAAUCCUACACAGAAAUGUAGGAGAUGAAUCCUACGCAUUUUCUGCCAGCUUAGCUCCCUGCACCAGCUGCUGGCAACUGAGAAGAGAGCCAGUAUCAGCAGAGGGGAGGGCAUGGGCAUGCAGCUUGGGGCCCGGGCAGAACCAUAGUGCCAGCCAUGGUUCCUACAGCCCAGAUCAAGCUCUCCUUCUCUUUAUCCCCUCCAGAGAACCCUAUUUUGGACUGUCUUCUGCCUGAGCACCAAAGGAAUGUGCUGGACAGGCUCUCCACUGGCCUUCCACUCGCUGUGACUGCCAACCUAAUAAGCGAUGAGGACUACUGGAAGAGGUGCUGCACUGAGCGCUGGCAAGCGUGUGACAUCUCCAACUAUGGAGACAGCUGGAAACAGAUGUUCUUCGAACGUCACCUGGAGAACAUCCUGAAACGUUUCAUCCCUAACACCACAGACCCCAACCAGGUCCUAGAGCUCAUCCCACUCUGCAAAGACUAUGUGCGGAAACUGGAGGUUGAUCAGUUCCUGCCACCAGUGCAGAUGGAUCAAAAGGAGGAGAGGGAUGACCUCUCCAAUACAGGGAGUGAUUUUGGAUUCGGUGAGGUCUCCAUACAUCACUAUGACCUGGGAGUCCUCAUUACUGCUCUCCCUCACCUUGAAGAGCUUCAUCUCACUUAUGGCGUGAAGGACUGCGGCAUGAACUUCGAGUGGAACCUCUUUAACUUCACCCACCAGGACUGCUGCAACCUGGCUGUCGCCGUGAAGAUGUGCCACAACUUGAAAGUUUUCAAGCUGACGCGAAGCAAAGUGGAUGAUGACAAGACCAGGCUGCUGGUCCGUAACUUGCUGGAUCACCCCUGCUUGGUGGAGCUGAACUUGUCCCACAAUCUCAUCAGGGACAAGGGGGCACAAGCUGUUGGCAAGUUGAUCAACCACAGCAGAUUACAAACCCUUGAUCUGUGUAACAACCAGAUCCAUCACCUGGGGGCUCAGGCUCUUGCUCAAGCCCUGGCUGAGAACUCCACUCUGACCUCCCUCAACCUGCGCCUCAACUGCAUGGAGGACAAAGGCGGGGAAGCAAUUGGCCGUGCCCUGCUGACCAACACCACCCUGAAGUCCAUCCAUCUGGGAAGUAAUAACCUGUCAGAGCCAACUGCUAUGCUUUUCUCCCAGGUCUUGGCUCAGAACACCUCCCUGACGAGCAUCAACUUCUCAUGCAACCACCUGGGGCUGGAUGGUGGGAAGCAGCUGCUUGAAGGGCUGGCGGAUAACAAGGCUUUGACGGAGUUCAACCUCCGCCUGGCAGAGGUGGGCCAGGAGACCGAGUACCUCAUUCACCAAAUUGUGUGGGCCAACCGGGAAGCGGCGAGGCUGGGGUCUCUGCAGCACCCCCCUGCCAAACCCAUCUGAAAAAAAUGCUCCAGAGAGCGAUGAGCUUUGCAGGUGCAGUGUUGGAGAUACUUUACUUCAGAGGCUUGGUUUUGUUAGUGUUUCUGAGAAACACUCAACUUGUGACUGUCACCGCAGCCUUUCCCAGAUCCCCAUCAUCCAACCUGUGACUUAAUACAAGACAGACGUUAGACCUCAUGGGACUGUAGUGGCAUCACAGAAGCAAUCUACCUCUUGAGCCCUCUCUCCCAUUGCACUCGAGACUAAAUCCCACCUCCUGUGGUGUUUCUUACGUGCUCCGGCAGCAAGCUUAGUUCAGGCAACUGGAUGUUGUUCCACCUGUAAAGCAGCUAAGGUGAAGUCUCCACCAUCUAAAUGGUCUAGUCCAGUCCAGACCUAACCUUCAGGGCAGGCAGCUUUUUUAGGCUUUUUGCUGAGGAGGAUGUGAGGUGGAUAGAGGGAACGCUGUUUCUAGUUCCUCGGCAACUUUUUCUGGCUAUUGCUCUGCUCAAGGAUUUAUUUGUUUUUAUAGCAAAAAUCCGUCUGGAGUCUCGGAUAUGGGUGGUGAAAAGUAAAACAAAAUAAAUUCAAAAAAUGA
Molecule: messenger RNA, 3496 nt
Organism: Aquila chrysaetos chrysaetos
Lineage: Eukaryota; Metazoa; Chordata; Aves; Accipitriformes; Accipitridae
Gene: TCTE1
Product: t-complex-associated-testis-expressed 1
Exons: 4
Coding region: 1675-2919 (414 amino acids)
Biological process (GO): flagellated sperm motility
Cellular component (GO): sperm flagellum
Molecular function (GO): protein binding
Source: RefSeq, a predicted model, not a curated record